Molecule: messenger RNA, 1764 nt
Organism: Aspergillus candidus
Lineage: Eukaryota; Fungi; Ascomycota; Eurotiomycetes; Eurotiales; Aspergillaceae
Product: acetyltransferase SAS4-like domain-containing protein
Exons: 2
Coding region: 1-1764 (587 amino acids)
Cellular component (GO): SAS acetyltransferase complex
Molecular function (GO): histone acetyltransferase activity
Source: RefSeq, a predicted model, not a curated record
AUGGCCGUCCGCUCGAGGUCGUCAUUGCGCGUCUCGGAGCGACGAGAUCCUCAGCCUGUCCAGACUCAACCUCGACAGACUGUCUCGCUGGAUGAGAAUGGAGAUGCUCGUCCGCCUCCCUCUAAGCGACCGCGAUUGCAUCCUCCGCGUGGACGGAGGAGUUCGUCCGACCACCUGGACGCAACCAUCGACCAUCCCCUGACCCCCUCGUCGCGCCCCUCCCCAGCCAAGAUCGUCAAGCAACAAACAUUACGGCGAUAUUUUCACCAAAAACCACAGCAGAACCAUACCUCUUCUAUACCGCCCCUACAUCUCGACGGGGGGAGCGAAUCGCCCGAUCCGCUUCACACCGACCCUCCCGCGAAUGCGCCGUCUCCCGCCCCUGCGUCCACAUCCACCCCGACGUCCUCCGCCCGUCCUCAACCAGAGCCCGCAGAGUCUCACCCCACCACCGCCUCUCCUUCUGCAGCGACGCCGUCUACAACCCCCUCCAAGGAUCUCUCCGCCAAGUCCGCCGUGCCUGAACAGCGUCGUAGCCUCCGCUCCCAUGAUGGGGGUGCCCGGCCCCGGAGCGAGCUUGCCUUAUACUUUCCCAACUACGAACAGCUGCUCAGCUUCGAGACUCCGAAGACGGAUCUUCUCAACCCCCACACUUCCAUCAAAGUGAUCGAUGACCUCUCGGAGCCUCCGAUCCUGUCCGACGAAUCCGCGGACGCACUGCCGUUCGGGAAUCCCUUGGCGGAGUUACACGAGUGCGAAACAAUCACACUGGCAUUGAGUCCGGAGGAGCAGACCAAGGAACCCUCCAAGGAAGCAGCCCUGGAGCCCACGGAACAAACAAACACUGGGAAUGAAGAGCCAGAAGACCCCCUCGACGACGCUGUCUACUUCCGCGCCCACCGUCGUCACGAACGCCAAGAGAAACAGCUCCGUAACAUCGAGCGCGAGCGAGCCCAGCAUGAAAAGCAACAGCUGGAUCGGCUGCUGGACGAGCUGCGCAGCCACGAGUGGCUGCGUGUCAUGGGCAUCACGGGCCACGUGACCGACGCCGAGAAGAGACACUACGAGUCCAAGCGCGACCUCUUCGUGAGCGAGCUAUCGGCCCUCAUCCAGAAGUUCAAGAUCUGGAAGCAAGAAGAAAAGCGUCGCAAGCUGGAGCGCGAGCAGAAACCAAGGACUGCCGCCAACCACGCCGACGCGGACGCCAUUCCGCAGUCCUCGCCGAAGGGCGGCGCGUCCGACGAUCUAGACAACGACCAUGGCAACGACAAGGUAGCUCCGACGCCCACCGUGUCCGAUGCCCCUAGCUACACCGAACCGCUGGAUCCCAACGACGUCGACGCCUGCGCCGCCCGCCAACUCCACCAAGAAGCAGCCCGCUCCGCGACGACAGCGCCGGCGUCUUCGCGCGGACGAGCCCCCAAGUCAUCCCGCAGGAAAACCUCCCCUGUCCCAGUCUCUUCCUCCUCCCAGCCUCGAAAAGAAACCCCCAAAGCACAACCACCGCCCCCACCCCCACCACCUUCAAGCCCCCCACCAGACCCCAACCGCCCCUUCACCUCCUUCUUCAGCAAGCCACACCUCCGCGAGGCAGCCCUCUCACUACACCGCACAGGCGGACGACGAACGCGACUCGCCUUCGGCCAGCCCCUCCCAGAGAUGGAGAUGGGGGAGUUUGAAUUACCAGCGGAGAUCCUCACGCCGGAAGCAAUCGACUCUUGUCGACGGGAAAGGCGGCGAAGGAAGAGGGCUAAUCGGGGGUGA